AUGCUCAUGACAAGCAAUGUUGAGACCAUGACCCUUGAUGAAAACUUCUCGGACCUUAGAACGGUCAAUGUCGUAGCCCGCGCGAGGCUGGCCGGGCCUCGUCGCCUCGACACCAAGCUGCUGGCGUCCAGGCUGAGAAACUCCCAGUACGGGGGAGAUCUCACCAACGCUCGCUCUGUGACCCUGCGCUUCCCGCUGCACUCCACCGUCGUCAAGGUGUACGAGAGCGGCAGCAUGGUCGUGGUCGGAGCUCGCUCCGCCUCCUCCGCCCGCUCCACUCUGAGGGCAGUAGCCAGAAGGAUCCAGAGGGUCCUCAGGGACGUGAGGGGCCUCGAGGGCUUCCGAGUCGUGCACACGGUCUGGAGCUUCAAGAUGAGGAGGGCAAUAGACCGGGUGAGGACGUACGAGCGGUUGUGCGAGCGGUUCUUCCCCUCCUAUGAGCCGGAGAUCAACACCGCCCUGACCGUACCUCUUGAGGACCUCAGAGUGAAAGCGUGUCUUCACAAGUGGAGCGGGGCGGUCUUCGGAGUGAAGCGAGAUCGCGACGCGUACCUAGCCUUGCAGCUGAUCGCGCCCCUGCUGGUCUACGUGGGCGAGUGA
Molecule: messenger RNA, 600 nt
Organism: Guillardia theta CCMP2712
Lineage: Eukaryota; Cryptophyceae; Pyrenomonadales; Geminigeraceae
Exons: 3
Coding region: 1-600 (199 amino acids)
Biological process (GO): DNA-templated transcription initiation
Molecular function (GO): DNA binding; RNA polymerase II general transcription initiation factor activity
Source: RefSeq, a predicted model, not a curated record